Messenger RNA from Bubalus bubalis (water buffalo), 3034 nucleotides. It is a transcript of the gene XXYLT1, whose product is annotated as xyloside xylosyltransferase 1. NCBI's taxonomy places the organism in Eukaryota, Metazoa, Chordata, Mammalia, Artiodactyla, Bovidae. The transcript is spliced from 5 exons. The record is from RefSeq and is a predicted model, not a curated record. Gene Ontology annotation, molecular function: UDP-xylosyltransferase activity. Bases 1002 to 1913 code for a protein of 303 amino acids.
GGGGAGACCCGAAUCCCCCAGAGCGUACUCAUUUCCUUUUCCCACCCAUCUCUUUGAGUAGGGUCUUGGGCCUCACCCUCUGGGGCCCACACCCCGUCAGCUGCUGUGAGGGGGCCCUGUUGUACCAGAUUAGCACGGCAGUCCAGGACACGGGCUCCGUGAGACCUGCCCAGACAGUCAGACUCCUUGAGUCCUGGUUACUGUGGGAUUGUGAAUGGGCUUCACCGGCUCUGGCAGGUGGACGGUGGGUUAGUCAUCGUUUGAUAACUUGUACAGGAUUCAGCAGAGUACAUGCUUUGUUCUGCACAGCCCCGGCCACCCCUGUCUGGGGAACAGGAAGACAUGGGGCAGGGGAUACCAGGGUGUCUGGGGCUGGUUUUGUGAGGAUGGAGGGGCUGUCUGUGGGUGUCAGAAAACUUGGGAUGGCACUCAUCGUAAUGGGACCCUCCCAGUCUUGCAGAGGAGGGAAGCGAGGCAGCUGGGGCAGCAGAGUGGCUUGUAUCCUGUACCUGGCCAGAGAGUCAUGAUCAGAAGGUGGGGCAGUGGGAGCCGCAGGGCCUGUGAGGCCCACCCCCUCGAUGCUGGUGGCUGCCAUGUAGCUGUGCUCACAGAGCUGCCUGGAGUCGCGGGAGCCCCUUUGAGCCUCUGGGACUUUGCUCAGGUGCUUCCUCUUCUGAACGCCCAGCCUGCCCUUUAUCUGGUUAACUCCGUUCACCCUUCAAGAUUAGGCUCAGCUGGGUGCCGAUAACGUGGGGAGGCUGUUCCUGACCACCCCACCCUGCGUUGGCCCUUCUCUCCCGAAUGGCGCUGUGCUGAAGUUGGCUUCUGGGCAAUUACUCCCGGGGGCCGGGCUGUCUUCCUUCCUCCCGAGUCUGGGGACGUGGUGUAGCACAGGACCUGGUGUGGGGUCCGACCCAGCAAGAGCCUGCCAGGUGGGCACAGGUGGUCGGCCGAGUGCCCUGCUCCUAGCUAUCCUGUGCGAGUGCUCCUGCAAGGAGGACAUGGAUGGGGACAGUGUGGGUCCCUGGCAUCCAGAGAGGCCUCUUGAUCUAGAUGACGUCAUCCUUGUACCUUUUAAUGCUGGUCCUCCAGACAGGAAGGUGUCCGGUCUGAAGCCAGCCGGGAAGACCCAGGUGGCAUCAGUUGAGUGGUGGGCCGCUGCUGGACUCCAUCUUCAUUCUCUUCCUCAGUCCUGGGAGGAUGGAGGGCUUCUCCCCAAGGAAGAGGUUUCCCAGGUCGUCUUCCACGAUGUUGGCGUGCUGACAGACAAGCUCUUCCCCGUCGUGGAGGCCAUGCAGAAGCACUUCAGUGCUGGCUCUGGGACCUACUACAGCGACUCCAUCUUCUUCCUCUCAGUGGCCAUGCAUCAGAUCAUGCCCAAAGAGAUCCUGCGGAUAAUUCAGCUGGACCUAGACCUCAAGUACAAGACCAACAUCCGGGAAUUGUUUGAGGAGUUUGACAACUUCCUGCCAGGUGCCAUCAUUGGCAUAGCACGGGAGAUGCAGCCAGUGUACAGGCACACAUUCUGGCAGUUCCGGCAUGAUAACCCCAAGACGCGGGUCGGGAGCCCUCCCCCCGAGGGGCUCCCAGGCUUCAACAGCGGGGUGAUGCUGCUCAACUUGGAGGCCAUGCGCCAGUCCCCGCUGUACGACCGCCUGCUGCAGCCGGCGCAGGUGCAGCAGCUGGCUGACAAGUACCACUUCCGGGGUCACCUCGGGGACCAAGACUUCUUCACCAUGAUCGGCAUGGAACACCCUGAGCUCUUCCACGUGCUGGACUGUACCUGGAACCGGCAGCUUUGCACCUGGUGGAGGGAUCAUGGCUACAGCGACGUCUUCGACGCCUACUUCCGGUGCGAGGGCCACGUCAAGAUCUACCACGGGAACUGCAACACCCCGAUCCCAGAGGCCUAGGCCCCGCCCCGCCCGCCGUGCCCUCGGGCUCAGAAUCUGGGCGCCUCUCGUGCAGGCCUGGGACAGCGUUUGGACUCCUAGAGAGACACUGCAGGACGUCCUUGUGAUCAGGUGCUGCGGCUCUCCCACCCAGGGGUGCUGUCUGAGGCCGCCCGGGGAUGCCUGGCCUGCACCCCACUGGUGCUCUGGACCUUUUGCCUCCAGGAGCCAGACGUUGUGAAGAACACACACACAGACCUCUUCGAGUGGGGUAGGAAGCAAACGUUUGAAAAGAAGGAAGAAAACAAAACGGUGCCCCUUGCCUUCAGCCCCCAAAGGCUGGAAAUCCUUUUAAGAACUGGGCUUUCAUAGACCAAAUAUAAAUUUACUUUAAAUUGACAGGCGAGACAGAACAAACAGUACUGCUGUAGCUCCUAGUGAGCUCAAAAUGCGUGAGCCAGGGUUUUAACAACCAUCCCAGAGUUUAAGCAUCCAAAGGAAUGCUAGCCCUCACACACACACUUGGGAGGCUGUGUGGUUAUUCUCACAAUGCUCAUGGCGCCUGGUGUAGGUGUAAAGGUCACCACCAGCUGCGGCCACAUAAGAAACCUGGUCUCAUUAUUUGAGCCUUCACAGCGUUCAUCUCCCAACUGCAUCACAGAACCUCAUUAUUCCUUAAUCAUCCAAGCCAACUCCAGGUGAUCAGACUCUGCUCAGAGAGCAAAUCUGCCAUCAAGGAACAGUGGUUGGCCAGCCCCAAGGACAGGAUUGUCUGGAUUGGGAAGACUCAUUCCAAAGGGAGCUAGCCCAGCGGUACCUGAAUGUAACCUUGUGACUUGGCAGGGAUGUUCAGACUUAUAAGCAUACUAACCUUUCAUUCAGAAGAAUCAUCCUCGUGACUUUAUUGCACCAGGUGAGACCCCAUACCUUAGAAGAAAAUUAGGCUGUCAUUUCUUGGUUUCUGCUUUCUGAGUUCUCCUGUAAGUGAGCUGUAAACGUGAAGCCCAUAGUGGUCCAUUCUGUAUAAUCCAGCUGAGGUCCUUGGGGAAGAAAUGUUGGCUUUCAUCUUAUAUCAGUUUCAUUUACUUUUUUUUUUUCUACCAUGAGUGAGAAUAGUUAAUAAAUAAUCUUUGAGAACACAG